UCUUCAUGAGAGCAUUCGAGGCGGGAGUAUUGCUCUGACGUUCCUCCUCUCACUUCCUGAAGUGAACACUGCCCAAAUAUGUGGAGUUACAAACACGGGAUGAUCUUUAAUGUUCUGGACCUUUGACACACCAGACCAGGAAAUAUUAUCCUACGGAGAAAGAUUAUUUGCACCUGCUGGUGUAAAGCAUGUUCCUGUGGCACUAUCUGACACUGCUCUUGCCGAUAACUGUUCAAAUAUGCAAAGCUCAGAGAUGUGAAGAGUUUACAGAUCUGGAUUUGGCACAUGCAAUCAUUGGAACCAGCCUCAAAAUCAGGCUGUUGCUGCACACCAGGGAGAAUGUCACCUGUGCUUCACUCUUGUCCCACACCAACAUGUCUGCCAAUCCCCAGUUCAACGUGUCCAAACCAACCACCUUUGUCAUUCACGGCUAUCGGCCUACAGGCUCUCCUCCAGUGUGGGUGCUGAGGUUCCCCAGCCUGCUGCUGGCCAAGGGAGACGUGAAUGUCAUAGUGGUGGACUGGAACCACGGGGCCGCUAAUGUGAAUUACUUUAAGGCGGUUGAGAACACGCACAAGGCAGCCGACAAUCUCACAGCUUUCAUUAAAAUGAUGCAGGAACAUGGUGCCUCUCUGAGCUCCAUCUACAUGAUCGGUGUCAGUCUUGGGGCUCAUGUAUCAGGAUUUGUAGGUGCAAACCUGAACAGUUCAAUUGGAAGAAUUACAGCUUUGGAUCCAGCUGGGCCUCAGUUCAGAGACACUCCUCCAGAGGACCGACUGGACCCCACAGACGCCCAGUUUGUAGACGUCCUGCACACAGACGUAGAUGCUCUGGGCUUCAGACAAGCUCUUGGUCACAUUGAUUUCUACGCUAACGGUGGAGCGGACCAACCCGGCUGCCCAAAGACCAUCUUGUCUGGAACCUCCUAUUUUAAAUGCGACCACCAGAGAUCAGUGUUGCUUUACCUCGACUCUAUGGAAGGGUGUACCAGCAGAGCCUUACCCUGCUCUUCCUACAAAGAAUUUCUGGAUGGUAACUGCUUGAACUGCGACCGCUUUGGGGCUGCUGGAUGUCCUGUCUUUGGUUAUGGUGUCACUAAGUGGAAAGAUGUCCUGCUGAGUUUGGGACAAACAUCAACUUACUUCACCACAAAUUCAGUCGCUCCGUUCUGCAUGACAAACUACGGGGUGGAGGUGAUGAUAUGGAACGAGGAAGUCCGCUGGGGAUACAUGACACUUAAACUUUACAGUAAAGGUAAAGUGGCAGUGGCAACCAUUAACCAUAAAGCAUCAGAGUUCAAGAAGUUCACAGUAACCAAGUUGUUGGCCCGGUUUGACAAAGACCUUCAAUCUGUAGAAAAAAUGUCUCUUAAAUUCUCCACUGGGAAUCCUUUAAAACCUCAAUAUAAGCUCCGUGUUCUCCGAAUCCGUCUCACACAUCUGGAACGUGAUGAAAGGCCUCUGUGUCGAUAUGAUGUCCUUCUCAAAGAGAAGGAAGAGGUCACCUUCAGGCCAAUUCCCUGUGAAGAAUCCAACUUCUGAAACAAAAUCCGACACAAAGUCAAAAAUUUCAAACAUAUGCUCGUACUGGAAGAUGUGCUGCCGACUUUUCAGUCCCUCCAGCAUUGGGCAGGAAAUCAAGGACUGCAAAGACAGAAGUCAGAAGGACCAACCUGGCUGUGAUCGUUUGUAAUCUGUAAAUGAAAUGUGAUAUACUGAUAUAUGAUGUAUAUGUAUUUUUUUAAGAAACAUUUAGCUUGAAACGGGAAAUAAUUUGCAUUUCACAUGUAGGGUGAAUUAUACUUUUCAUUCAUGCAUUUAAAAUUGUAUUAACCUCAUAAUGCACUAUGAUGACAAAUUAUCUAAUUGACUUUGUAACUGCUAUAACCAAAUGGAGACGAGAUUCAAAAGAAUAGUAGACACUUUUUUUCUUCUUUUCUGCUCUCAGUUUCGGUUUCUGGAAAUCAAGCAGUUAAAUAAGACAGAGAGAGACGGAUAAACUGAUAAUUAUCAGUCAGAUUUAUUUAGUAGAAUCAGACAUUUCUCAUUAAGACUGAAAAAGUAACAAGUGUUAACAAUUAUUGUCAUAAAGAAAAUUGAUCCCUGACUUUCUUUCCAUACAAAGUGCUGAACUGAAGAUAUUUCCUCAAUCAAACAGAUUUUUUAAUUUUUUUUUUACAUGUUACUAGUAAAUAUAUAUUUAUUUGUGUAUAUGUAUGCAUCCUUAAUUAUUAAUAAAAAGUCAAGUCAACAAUGGGAAACA
Centropristis striata (black sea bass) is the source of this 2262-nucleotide messenger RNA. RefSeq names its product lipase, member Ia (gene lipia). Lineage: Eukaryota; Metazoa; Chordata; Actinopteri; Perciformes; Serranidae. Gene Ontology annotation, biological process: lipid metabolic process. The coding region runs from base 189 to 1541 and encodes 450 amino acids. The record is from RefSeq and is a predicted model, not a curated record. Gene Ontology annotation, molecular function: lipase activity; carboxylic ester hydrolase activity. The transcript is spliced from 11 exons.